This is a messenger RNA of Tremella mesenterica DSM 1558, 1440 nucleotides long. RefSeq lists its product as uncharacterized. The record is from RefSeq and is a predicted model, not a curated record. NCBI's taxonomy places the organism in Eukaryota, Fungi, Basidiomycota, Tremellomycetes, Tremellales, Tremellaceae. The transcript is spliced from 9 exons. The coding region runs from base 1 to 1440 and encodes 479 amino acids. Gene Ontology annotation, cellular component: anaphase-promoting complex. Gene Ontology annotation, biological process: protein K11-linked ubiquitination; anaphase-promoting complex-dependent catabolic process; positive regulation of mitotic metaphase/anaphase transition.
AUGCUGUCCCCAUCGAAAAGAGGAGAAUCCUCAUUGUCAGCAUCUACGGCAAUCACGGAAUCUUCACUACCUCUGAGGAUAGCUCUAGGAACUCUACUCAUCAAAGUCUUUCCACUCCAUCCUGAUGGUCACGCCUAUUCGGAGGAAGAUGCAAUCUAUUCACACAUUUUCACCUCUACCAUCCUUCGUAUAGUGGCUAGGGAGAUUCUUGAAUUGGCUACCCCUGCAACCUACAUUUCUCUCUUGCGGGAAACAGACCCUCUCAUCAAGACCGAGAUAAAACGUCUAGAUCAUCGUAUAGAACGUAAACGUCAAAGAGGGGAACAUUAUGAUCAUCUCGAUCCCUUUUUGGAGUUUGAGAGUUGGUUGGGACCGUUCUCUUCCACUUUUUCCGACCCGUGCGAUGGGUGUGAAUACAUCCGACGUAUGUCCUCUCGCUCUCCUUUUCUUAAGCCUUCCCUUCUCAACGUCAUACCCAAACCUAUAGAACAUCAAUCGGUCAUUGGAAUUUUCAUCAGAGAUCUCUUACUCACAUUACGAAAAAUGUCUUUUGAGGAGAGUAUAACUUUGAGUCGGCUCAUGGGUAUAUGGUGUGGGGCCAAUGUCCCUUCUAUCACAAGACCAUUGCACAUAUAUUCUUUGAACCGAAAGACAGCAAUGGAAGAUACUUUUCGAAAGCGCCAAGACGCUCUUCAGAAAUAUACAUCCGCAUCUGCUUCGGGUGAUCAUACCAAAGCUCUCCAUGCUCUUCGACAAUUUUAUGACUAUCAGUUCCCCGCCAAUUUGAGAGGACAACAUCAACAUGCUUUGUUAGGUCUGGCUACGUUUCAUUAUUCUACCCGAGGGGUGGAGGUGGCCCGUACUGCGGUGAACGAAUCGAUCCGCGUGGCUAGAGCAGAAGGGGACAAACAAUGUCUACAAAAAUGUCUGAGCUUGUUACGUCGUCUCGACCUAGAAGCCUCACCAGUAUCAUCAGGAGGUUCAGAGGGUUUGAGGAUUUCUCAAGCUCCACUACCGGCAAGUAAACUUUCUCCAGCCACUUCGGCAAAUGACGAGCUAUGGUCGAUCAAACCCGCUCUUGAUUUGGGAGAACCCAUACAUGUGGCUUUAGGCAGGGUACAUCGGGCGUUGGGAAGAUACGAAACCUCUAUCGCUCCCUCAGAAGAAAGCAAAGAGCUUGUUCCGCCGGAUGAACUGGACAUGGCAGCGUGGCACUCGACUCAGGCCGCUCUGUGGUCUUCACUCGGCUCUAACACAUUAUGUAAUUUGCAUAUGAAUAUGGCAUCGAGACAUGCUUCCAAUCCCACCGCUAGACUUACUGUGGCCCUUUCCAAAGCCGAGCGGGUGAGUAUGCCGUUUCCUUCCCGUCUUCCUCCCCCCCUUCAACACUGUCUCUUCACAUGUCAGAAUCCGUUCGAGUGGUUCUCAUCGGAGACAUGA